Molecule: messenger RNA, 1329 nt
Organism: Tripterygium wilfordii
Lineage: Eukaryota; Viridiplantae; Streptophyta; Magnoliopsida; Celastrales; Celastraceae
Product: nucleolar MIF4G domain-containing protein 1-like
Biological process (GO): ribosomal small subunit biogenesis
Cellular component (GO): nucleolus
Molecular function (GO): RNA binding
Source: RefSeq, a predicted model, not a curated record
AUGGCUCCUGUAGACAAGUCUCCCAAAACCCUUGAUUUUGCUUCCAAAGCAUUUAGAAAUCUUCAGAAUCGUGAAUUGGGACUGGCCGAUCGAUCGGACUUGGACACCGAUCGAUCAGAAUUUCUCUCGGGCCAGUUCCAGCUUCAAGAACGGGAUCCUUUCUUUCUAUUGUAUUAUCAAAAUGAAAGGUUACUUGACAAGGCCCCAAGAGGGUGCGAUUUGAUAUACGAUUUCCUGAUCGUGUUGAGCAAGCGGUUGACAGAAAUUGAUGUCUCUACUAUCCUGACAGUUUUACAGUGCUGUGGGAUGAAAAUAAAAGUUGAUGAUCCUGCUGCCAUGAUAAAUUUCAUUCAGACCGUUCAGAGUAGGGUGAAUCAGCUGAAGGCAUGCUUUGAAGAAGGGCAGACAAAAAUAAAUGGCAAACGAAUGGAAUUCAUGCUUGAAACCAUUUGUGACAUCAAAAACAACAAGAAAAGGUCUAGGGAGGAUACAGUACAGCACACAAGAAUUAAAAAAUGGUUACAGAAGCUAGUCCUAGUCAACAUUCUUUUGAAGUGGAGCAAAUGGAGCAAGCUGCUUGAUCCCAACAAGAAAGGCCAGUGGUGGUCGUCUGGGAAUAUGGCUGCAAGCAGAAAUAAUAUUGAAGUGGUUGCCAGCACAAUUGACAAAGAGGUUCUCGAAGCUCAGAAAAUGCUUCAGCGUGCUGCGCAGAGGAUGAACACAGAUGCCAGAAGGGCAAUCUUUUGCAUUAUAAUGAGUGGAGAGGACUACAUUGAUGCAUUUGAGAAGCUUCUGAAUCUGGAUUUGCCUGGGAAACAGGACAGGGAAAUCAUGCGGCUCCUUGUAGAGUGCUGUUUACAGGAAAAGGUCUUUAACAAGUAUUACACAGUUUUGGCUUCCAAGUUGUGUGAACAUAAUAAAAACCACAAGUUUACCUUACAGUACUGCGUCUGGGAUCACUUUAAAGAGCUGGAGUCCAUGCAACUUUUAAGAUUAAUGCAUCUAGCAAAGCUUGUAGUAGAAAUGGUUGGCUCUUUCACCCACUCUCUUGCGGUCCUGAAAACCGUAGACUUGAUUGAUCCCAAGAUUCUUACUCCAAAAAGGAUCAUGCAUUUUCGGAUGAUCUUCGAGACCAUCUUUAACUACACUGACAAGCUCAUAUGGACAAACAUAUUCACUCGUGUAGCUGCUGCUCCUGAACUCGAAACUCUUCGUAGUGGGGUUGAGUUUUUUAUCAGGGAAUAUGUUUUGAAAACUAACAAUGCCUUCUCUGGCAAUUUCAAGAUUGCAAAGAAACCACUUACUAAUAUGGAAAGGGUGCUGAUGUGA